Vigna angularis (adzuki bean) is the source of this 566-nucleotide messenger RNA. RefSeq lists its product as uncharacterized. The record is from RefSeq and is a predicted model, not a curated record. Bases 93 to 371 code for a protein of 92 amino acids. The transcript has 3 exons. NCBI's taxonomy places the organism in Eukaryota, Viridiplantae, Streptophyta, Magnoliopsida, Fabales, Fabaceae.
UGUUUGAAGAAGAAAAGAAUAGGGUUUUAUUUUUCUUUGUUCUAAGGGAGUGUGUCCCAACAAGAGAAGGAGAGAACAAGAAAAGAGGAAAGAUGAGUAAAGAAUCAAGACCGGUGCCGAGGAGAGAGAGUCCAUGGGGAAUCACUGGAGACAAUCAUCCUGAACCCAAAGCUCACCGUUGCAACGACCGUGUUGAGGAUGUUAUCCAGGCUUGCUUUGAGGGAAACCCAUUCAAGACUGUUCCGGGACCUUUCAAGCUCUUCUGGCAGUGCAUGCGUUCAAAACCUGGUGAGGAACCUACAGAACCAUAUACUUAUCUAGAUUUUGAUCCUCCAAAGAGAGAGGCGAAUCUUGAGAAACCUGAUCAGUAGUGCCACUUUUAUUUACAACUGCCUUAACAGCUUUGGCACAAGAUGGUCUUGUAGUGGUUUUCAAAAUUUCCUUCCUUGUGGAUGUUUUAUGAGAAGGAAAUAUGUAACUAAAUUGUUUUUGUUUCUUACAAUAAAACAGACGUCCUAUGCCUUAUUACUUAAUAAGAAAUCAUGGCUAGUUGCGUUCUUGAAUAA